AUGGACAUUGCAAAUUCAAUCAACCCGAAUUUCAAGUUGCCAACCAUGACGCGCAAGCCAGAUUCUACGGAUAUGCAGUGUCCGAAACAGCGAAGGUGCGGUUGGUUCGUGCUGCUUUCCAGUUGGUCAUUGAAACGAACUGUACGCAUUCAGCGUCUGCGGUCUAAAAGAGAGAGUUUGAACCCAACUGACGUGAAAGGGAUUUCCCCCAACUCAGCCUAUGUGACCUCGUUCACGACACAUCUCCUCAAACAACGCCUCAUUCCGACCCACCACACACCUCAUCCGGUUCCUCAGCAACACACUGCGUCGCCUGCAUCACCACCGACAUUCAGCGACCAAUCAUCUGAGGCGGCAGAAUUAUCUUCGCGUCAGUUGGACGGACAUCAAAUCACCGAGCUGGACGCUGUCGAAAGGAAACUGUAA
This is a messenger RNA of Mesocestoides corti, 426 nucleotides long. NCBI's taxonomy places the organism in Eukaryota, Metazoa, Platyhelminthes, Cestoda, Cyclophyllidea, Mesocestoididae. The record is from the annotation of a GenBank genome assembly.